AUGUCUAAAGACUAUCGUCGCCAACAAAAAAUUGUCACGAGCCGCGUGCACGUCUUUACAGAGAAUGAAACUGCGCGGACUGUACUGGAGUACUUGAACAUUGCGACAUCGUUUUAUGAUACGUACACGAGACUGCUCGCGGGAAACGAAGGUGUCCAACAAUACAUUGCGCUGGCAGCUUUUGCGGUGCCGCUACUAGACUUUCUCAACAGUGUCGAUAAUCCAAACUUGCUCGGUGGUCGGUACAAGGAGGCCAUAUACAAGAAUUUGAGCGAAUUGCUGGAGCAAAUCGGACGUGUUGACAUUACCGAUAUGACUAGAGUUCUCGGGUCGCUGGGGCUAUCUGAUAAUUCGCCGUCAAGUGCGAGACUACUCGGUCACUCGGGAGACUCUAACCCCAAGCCCAAGCAAGUCGCGAGACCACACGACGACGUCAGAGCACCUAGAAAACGCCCGGUGAGCGACACAGUUCCUGGUGACUUGGGCGAUUCCAUACAACAACCAAACGAGCAAUCUCCUGCGAGAUCACACGACGACGUCAGAGCACCUAGAAAACGCCCGGUGAGCGACACGGUACCCGGUGACUUGAACGAAGUGGACGAUUCGCAGCGCCGGUCAAAGCGAUAUAAGAAUUUUGGCCGGAAUGUGAUAAUAAAAGCUAAUCCGUAA
Sphaeroforma arctica JP610 is the source of this 669-nucleotide messenger RNA. RefSeq lists its product as hypothetical. NCBI's taxonomy places the organism in Eukaryota, Ichthyosporea, Ichthyophonida. The record is from RefSeq and is a predicted model, not a curated record. The coding region runs from base 1 to 669 and encodes 222 amino acids. The transcript has a single exon.